Molecule: messenger RNA, 1440 nt
Organism: Suillus clintonianus
Lineage: Eukaryota; Fungi; Basidiomycota; Agaricomycetes; Boletales; Suillaceae
Exons: 4
Coding region: 1-1440 (479 amino acids)
Source: RefSeq, a predicted model, not a curated record
AUGCAGCGGUGGGAGCUUCUAUGUCCCGAGUGCGAAGAAUGGUGCCAGACUGGUAUCCACAGCAGGAUCUCUCUUUGGAUACCUGGGCAGUUCAGGUCAUUCAGCAACCACCGAGGAAGUAAGAAAUGUGAGGCCACAGCUAAAAAGAAAAAGAAAACUGGGAACACGCCUGAUGCGCCAAUACCUCGUUCCCUGGCUGCAUCAAAUGUUGAUAGUAUUCGCGAAAUUGUCAACAAGUUAGAAGAUGCCCUGGAGGGAGUUUAUUGUCCACGAGGCUACGGUGCAGAUGAUUUAGAUAUAGCUACUUUAGUUUACAGACUCGGGGGACGCCAACUCCUUUUUGCCCUCAACAAGACCCUUGGUCUCCCAUCCCUUCGUACUCUCCAGACUUGUUCUGUCUUCAACUCGAUCACUCCGACAAUUGGUCCCAUCGUCGAUCAGAACUUCGACAACAAUAUCCGAUCAAUCGUUCUCAACACCCACGUCGGCGUGACAUCACCCCGCGGCAUCAGUCUUAUGGUCGACGAAAUGGCCAUUGAAGAAAUGGCCAUCCACUACCCCAGGUACAACAAGAUUGGGGGUCUGUGCUGGAAGCACUCCAGUCUCAUUGACCCUGUGCUCCGCACGUAUGACUCUGUGGUCAGGAUUGCACAGAAGAUUCAUGAUGGGGAGGUACACCUUGGGAAGGAGGUAACGGUCAUAGGAGCUGCGUGCUUUGGCGAAGAAGAACUUUAUCCGAUCCUAGUUGUGCCCACCUGCAAGACCGAAGAUUCAAAAGACACCAAGAUCGUGCUUGCUCGCGCGAUCCAGCGCUGGAGCGCAACUGGCGCAGAUCAGAUCGUCGGGCCUGUGUGGUCAUUCGCUACAGAUGGUCACCGACUGUUCCUUAAGAACCCCCUCUCCAUGCACUCACCAUUGUAUGGCAUACUUUCCAACAUGGCCGGGUUGAACACGUUCACUGGCGAUGACGAGAUCACGCUUGAUUUCGAUUUCAAACAUAUAUUCAAACAUGAAUCUUCUACUGACUAUUCAAAUGAUUUAGGCUUCUGCACGCUCAUUCGCUCCCCUGCCGGCAUUACUCUGAAUAAUGGCCGUCUCAUCAAUGCGGUCAUGCUUGCACGCUACCUUGUUUGGUUGCCAGCAUAUGAUGAGGCGAGCGUCGUCAAACUUCUUCACCUGGAUGAUCCGCAGGAUGUUCCCCGAGCCAUUGAGCUCAUGUCAGCCAUCAUCGACUUGUCAAAAUCACAGCACACCAUUCUCAACAACUCCUUUUCCUCAGAUAUCGAUACAUGUGCAGACCUUGCCUCGAUCACGCUUCUCAGCAGUGUGAUUGAAUCAAUUCUCAUUCCCUUCAUCAAUGUCGAUCUCUCGCUCACAGAACAGGUACAAUAUCUCAGUCGCUACACCCACCUUUCAUUUGCACUCUUCCGCUCUCAUUGA